AUGAACUCCAUCCCUAUUGAUAUCAGUUUCGAGAUAUUCUCGAGAUUGUGUGCGAAGUCAAUCGCAAGGUGUCGCUGCGUGUCAAAGCUAUGGGAUUCAAUGCUUCAACGUCCAGAUUUCAAGGAGUUGUUCUUGACCAGGUCCUCGUUUCGUCCACGUUUAUUAUUCGCCCUCGGUGGAUUUGGAGAACGUGAUGAGUUUUUAUUCUUCUCGUCGCCACAUCAUCAGAUUCCUUCUGAGAAGUCAUCUCCUGAGAUAUCAGCCGAUUUCCAGAUGAAGCUCCCAGGAAAAAUGUCUCCAGACAUGUGGAGUUAUGCCUCUGGUUUGAUGUAUUUCCCUAAUAUGUGGAACGCAAAGAAGGGUGAAGAUAGAGUGAAUGUGAUCUGUAACCCUAGCACAGGACUGUGUGUGGAUUUGCCUCAACUGGACUUGCCCCAACUGAGAACGGACAGCCACUCGAGAAGCUUUUUAGGGUUUGAUCCGAUUGACAAGCAAUUCAAGGUACUGUUCAUGGCUUAUCCAUCUAGAGUCCUGACAUUAGGACCGGGAAAAAUGAGUUGGAGGGAGAUCAAAUGCUCGUUGACUCAUAGUAUCUCUCGUGGCAGAGGGAUAUGUAUCAAUGGCGUUUUGUAUUACUUAGCGGUACGAGAUGAUAAUAGGUCUUAUGUGAUAGUUUGCUUUGAUGUUCGGUCAGAGAAAUUCAAGUUUGUUGACGGAAAAGAAUUUGUUUGGUGGCAUCAAUUGGUAAACUAUAAGGGUAAAUUAGGUGUGAUCAAUAAACACUGGAGGUGGGAUGACAAUAGUAUUGUAGGGAGUACCAUUAAUCUGAGUAUGUGGAUUCUAAAUGAUCUCGAGAAACAGGAAUGGUCGGAACAUGCCUACACUAUGAGGGGUGGUGAAAUCCGCUUUGAUUCCGACGUUGGAGUGACUGUUAACGGUGAAAUCGUUUUGUUGUCUCCUCAUCAUUACCGUGGAAGGUUUUGUGUUUUCUUCUUCAAUCCCGAAACGCACACUCUCCAAAGUGUUGGAUUCCGAGGUCAACAUGAAGCGUUAGCCAAUCCUAGAGAUAGAACUGUUUACGCCUUUGUAAACCAUGAAGAGGAUCUUGAGUUUAAUUUUAUGAAGACAACAUAUGCUGCAACAUCAGUUAACCCUCAACUUCGUACUAGGUUUGAGAGCAUUAACAAAUUUGAUGCGCUGUGUCUUUCAGAUGAUGACUAA
Messenger RNA from Microthlaspi erraticum, 1221 nucleotides. The record is from the annotation of a GenBank genome assembly. NCBI's taxonomy places the organism in Eukaryota, Viridiplantae, Streptophyta, Magnoliopsida, Brassicales, Brassicaceae.